Rhodofomes roseus is the source of this 1050-nucleotide messenger RNA. RefSeq lists its product as uncharacterized. Gene Ontology annotation, biological process: positive regulation of translational fidelity. Gene Ontology annotation, cellular component: mitochondrial small ribosomal subunit. Bases 1 to 1050 code for a protein of 349 amino acids. Gene Ontology annotation, molecular function: structural constituent of ribosome; rRNA binding. The record is from RefSeq and is a predicted model, not a curated record. Lineage: Eukaryota; Fungi; Basidiomycota; Agaricomycetes; Polyporales; Fomitopsidaceae. The transcript has 3 exons.
AUGCGGGAUGCCAAUAUCUACAAUCUCAAACGGGCUCUGCCCCGAAUGAGCUGGCAUCCACGCAACCUCUACAGCCUCUGGCGUCGGUCUGUUGGUGUGAAGUCGGACGAAGCAAAUUUCACCCGAGCGGAGACGACGUUGUCCCAACAACGUUGGACGGCCAAGACACUGCUCCGGGCGUACCAUGGCGACUACAUCAAGGAGACCAUAUUCAAACGCUGGUAUCUACCAGAGCUUCUCUCGGACGUUCAGCGACAAUCGACGAAGACAAGCGCAGAUGCGGCGUCGCUGAACAAGUGGGCUCAACGCGAGGAGACGGCGGCGAGGGAUUUGAAGCGACUGGAGGAGGAGCACCAAAAGAGUCUGGCUCCGGUCGGCAGUUUGAUGUUCAUAGAGGUCGAGAGGCGGAUAGACGUGCUCAUAUUCCGGAGCUGCUUCGCGCAGAGUGUCUACGAAGCGCGGAGAAUGGUGGUGCACGGUGAUGUGAUGCUCAACGGAAAGAAGCACACGAACCCGAACACUAGGCUAGCCCCAGGAGACAUGAUCUCGGUGGACCCUGCGGCGGUCAGGUUCCUUCAAGCAAAGGGCGCCCCGAAAGAGGACGCAGACAUCAGCGAAAAGGACGAGGCCGCAGACGAAGCGUACGCAGACGCAGAAUCUGACGAUGGAGGCUCGCACUCAACGUCAGAACGGCCUGAGGCUACGACCGAAGCGUCUUCUGACAAGGUUCCAGCGGCAGACCAAAAGUCAGAUGCGAAAUCUAGCAAGUGGAAGACCGUGAACAAGAACAAAGCGAAUCUGACACCCUUCCACCUCCCUCCGUACGCGUCGCCCUUCAUCUUCAUCCCUGCGUACAUCGAGCCAUCGUUCGCGACAUGUUCCGCUGUCUAUCUGCGCCACCCGACGGCACGCCCCGGCUACUCGGAGAUCCCUACGCCGUACGAUGCCGACGGUGAGCUUAUGCGCAUGGGCUGGGAGUACUACACGAAGCGUCGUUCGAGGAUACGCAGCAAACGGCAAUUGGCGAGGAUGCCUGAGAACAGGCAGUAG